AUGGCGAAGUCUGACUUCCCAAGGUCUGCAUCUCUUGGGAAGCUUCAUGCACAUGAAAAAUAUAGUAUCAAAGUGUCCCGAGUAGUUCGCCUUUAUCGAAGUCCAAGUCUGCCUUGUUACUUAGAUUAUGAGAAAUUUGCAAAAGAGAAAGGCAGAACACCCAAAGACGUUGAUGAAUAUAAUUGGUACAAACUAAUCUGGAAUAAGUGGUUUGAUGAAUUGUACCCUCCCAGUCCAUCAUUUAUUGAAGAUGGGGAGUCAUCAAGCAAAAAGGAAGAUGAAAUAAAGGAAAAAGAACUAUCUGACACAGUGAAUCCUCUUCUGUUAGGAGGGGAAACAGAUGAAAAUGAUAGGUGUCAAUCUGAAAUUGAUCGACUAACCCGAGAGAUAAAUGAAGGAUUUUCUUCUGCAUUCAACUAUUGUAGGCGUGGAGCAAUCUAUAGGAAACAAGGCAAAUUGCAGGCAGCUAUGGAUGACUUAGAAAAAGCAAUAAAUUUAGAACCAUCAUUGGUUGAUGCUUAUUGGCACAGGCAUUUAAUUUUCCUUUACCAAAACGAAACUCUUCUAGCACUGGAAGACCUGAAUUUUAUAAUUAAGUACAAUAAAACCCAUGCAGAUGCAUAUCUCUCAAGAGCAGAUAUAUACAGAAAGCAAGGAGAGAAUUCUUUAGCAAUUAUUAACUACACUCUUGCUGCAAGAAGCAGGCCUACAGAUGAUGAAAUAUAUUACAAGAGAGGUGAAGCCCAUGAAGAAGAAGGAGACCUACUAUUGGCAAUGGAGGAUUAUACCAGAUGUCUUUACUAUAAUCCGAGAAGAACAGAUGCACUUAUGAAGCAUGGAAUAUAUUCUUUCAACAAAUCUUCUUGGAUUGCAGCUGUUAAUGAUUUUACAACUGUGGUUGAAGAAGAUCCAAACCAUGCUGAGGCAAGGACCUAUCGUGGAAGAACAUAUCUGCAACUAGGGAAAUAUGACAAGGCAGCUGAAGACUUGUGUGCUGCAAUUCAUUUGAAUCCUUGUAAUUGGAUUGCCUACUACUACAGAGGCUGCAUUUUGCGAAAGCUGAAUCCAAAACAAGCCUUACAGGACUUCAGUGUUUCCGUUCUUCUCAAUUACAGCUAUGACAAUCUUGGUGCGUUCCUUCACCGUGGAAUCUUGUAUGCAGAACUGAAAGAAUGGGCAUUGGCAAUAUGCGAUUUUGAAAGUGCAUUAGAAUUGGACAGGACUCUUACAACAGCUUAUAUAAACAUUGGAGUGAUUAUGAUGUUGCAUCUGGAUCAUUUUUUUGAAUCUAUUCGACAGUUCACUCGUGCCAUUCAGGUUGAUCCCCUAGAUAUUAGACCUUACUUGUGCAGAGCUCAAGCAUAUCACAAGAUUCAUGACUUAAAAUAUGCAGUUAGAGAUAUAAACAGAGCCAUUCAUCUCUACCCCAACUCAGCCCACUUAUGCUUAACAAGAGGACAAUAUUUACUGGAUAUGAAGAAGUUUGAACUUGCAAGCUUCUGCAUAUAUCAAGUUGCAGAAAUGGAUAAAGGAUUCCUUGAAUGUUCCCUUGUUCAAGAAGCACUUGUUCAGUCAUUUUGUCAGAAUCAUAACAAGGCUAUUGAGUGUGCUCAAGCUGCUGCCAAAAAGCAGCCUGAACCUCCCAUGUUUGUUCUUCUCGGAAAAAUCCAAAUGAAAGCCAAAAAACACAAGGCAUGUGAGGCUUUUACUUCAGCUGUCAAGCUAUAUCCACGUUAUGCAGAUGCGUAUUAUCAGCGUGGGCUCUGCAGAAUGUACCUCCAACGAGCUAAAAGCAUAUUAGAUUUCAACAAAACGCUUGCUGUCGCACCAAACCAUUUUCAGGCAUAUUUAAGCCGUGCUGCUUAUUAUGGGAGCAAAGGAAGAUUCUCUAAGGCAAUAAUGAAUUGUACAGAAGCCAUCAAAAUACAGCCGAAAAGCGUGAGAGCCUACCUGUACAGAGGAGCACUGAAAUGUUAUAACAAGACUUACAAACAUGCUGUUCAAGAUUUAACUAAAUCUAUAGAAUUUGAUAAUACAUGCGUGCUGGCAUAUUACAACAGGGCAAUUUCCUAUCACUUACUGAAGGACUACAAAAAUGCGUUAAAAGAUUAUGGGGUUGUUCUUCUCCUUGAGGCAAACAAGGACAUUGUCUUGAAAGUCCUGAUCAACCGUGGACUCGUCUAUAUAGAAUUGGAACAAUAUAUGGAUGCACUAGAGGAUAUUACAGAGGCAAUGCUGAGUAAACCAAAAGACAGUCAACUAUUAAAAGCUAUUGGGCAGUGCUACCACAGACUUCAGAAAUAUGAGGAAGCCGUGCAGUCAUUUUCUGAGGUUAUUAAAAUAGAUCCUUUUUCUCUGGAUGGCUACAUUGGACGAGGAAAUUCAUAUAUGGAAUAUGGUCACAUAGAAGGCACUCAGCAAGCCCAGAAGGACUUCUUGAUAGCAAUACACAUGAAUCCAAUUUCUGUGAAGGCCCGACUUUGUUUGGGAUAUAAUUUGCAGGCUCUUGGAAAGUUUCAAAAAGCUUGGGCCCAGUUUACAGCAGCCAUUCUUAUUGAUCCAAAAUGUCACAUUGCUUACGAUGGGAGAGCUAUAGUCUGUCUUCAGAUGAGCGAUACCUUUGCUGCUUUUCAGGAUACAAAUGCUGCAUUGAAGAUCAUUACCAGUGCAGAAUUGCUUACAAACCGAGGUGUCAUUAACCAAUUUAUGGGAUAUUUAAAUUGUGCCAUGACAGACUAUCAGCAGGCUAUCACUGUUGACCCCAACUAUGCCUUGGCAUAUUUCAAUGCAGCAAAUAUCUACUUUCUUAACAGGCAGUUUGUACAGGCAAAUAACUACUAUUCCAAGGCACUGACACUUGAUCCUAAAAACGAAUCUGCAUUCCUCAAUCGUGCUAUUACUAAUACUCUGCUAAGGAAAUUUGAACAAGCAAAAGCAGAUUUUGAGAAUGCAAUUUGCCUCUCCCCUUUUUGUGCAGCAAUAUAUUUUAACAAGGCAAAUCUCCACAAAACCUUACAGCAAUAUGAGCAAGCUGAAGAGGACAUUUCAAAAGCACUCUCAAUUCAACCUUAUGAUUCCCUGAUGUAUAAGCUCAGAGCUGAUAUUCGUGGCAAAAUGGGUUUAAUUAAAGAAGCAAUUGCUGAUUACAGAAAAGCUAUCAGUAUCCAAGAACUUAUCAGUACUGGGUGAAAAGGUAUCUUUCAAUACAACAUAAGGGCUUUCAUUACAAGGACUUUUAUUAGUUCAUGUUGAACAUCAUCUGUAUUUUGCUGCUAUGUAGAGAAUAUACUAAUCUAGUUAUUUUUUGUCAUGGGGUUUAAAUUGUAUGUAUAGUUCUGUAUUUAUCUUGUUUGCACAGUUCAGUAGUGAAUAUUACAUAAAAUGAAUGCAAAUACCGUAGUUUGUAUUCUGAAAUUAAUAUUUAUUGUACAACUUUCUGCAUUUCAAGUGGGAUUAAAGUCAGUGCAUAAAUGUUUAAUUAACAAAUAAAAAUAGGAAUCACUUCAA
Molecule: messenger RNA, 3507 nt
Organism: Anolis sagrei ordinatus
Lineage: Eukaryota; Metazoa; Chordata; Lepidosauria; Squamata; Anolidae
Source: RefSeq, a predicted model, not a curated record